Chlorella variabilis is the source of this 498-nucleotide messenger RNA. RefSeq names its product expressed protein. The record is from RefSeq and is a predicted model, not a curated record. NCBI's taxonomy places the organism in Eukaryota, Viridiplantae, Chlorophyta, Trebouxiophyceae, Chlorellales, Chlorellaceae. The transcript is spliced from 3 exons. Bases 1 to 498 code for a protein of 165 amino acids.
AUGGAGACGGAGCUGGCGGCAGCCUGCACCCUGCUGGCAGCGGAGUUCCCAGACACGCCCCGCAGCGUGCUGGAGUCGGCCUUGCGAGAGGUGGACCUAGACAUCCCAGCAGCGCGUCGCAAGCUGUUGGAGCUGCAGGCAGAAAGGCGCGGGCAGGGGGACUCCUUCCGGGCAACGUCGGGCAUGCGGGAUCUGGGGCUGGAGUCGUUUGGGGCGCAGCUGUCGCUGCUGGGCAAGCAGAUGGCCAGCAGCCUCAAUGCCAUCCUGCCCGCCGACCUCAACCCCUUUGCUUUUGAUGAGGACGACUACGAUGAGGAGGAGCUGGCUGCUGCCGCCGCCGCCAAGGCGAAGCAGGAUGAGCGGGAGAAGGCGAGCACAGCGGUGGCCGCCACCGCCCGCAAGCUGAACAACCGGCGGGGCGGGCCGCGGUCCCCCGGCGGGCAGUUUGGGCCCGAUGAGGAGGAGGAGGAGGAGGAGGACACCGAUAAGCUCAACUGA